AUGGCCCAAACAUUCGUCAUGCGAGGCGUCGAAGGCAAGGUGAAGAAGACACCGGCCGAGAUCCCCGAGCUCAAGGCCAACGAGGUGCUCGUCAAGAUCACGCACAGCGGCCUCUGCGGGACGGACCUGUUCUACAUCAACCCGGGCUGCGCGCUGGGCCACGAAGGUGUCGGGACCGUCGAGAAAGUCGGCAGUGCCGUGACAGCGCACAAGAUCGGUGAUCGAGUGGGCGGCGGAUAUCUGAGGAGUAGCUGUGGCCAGUGCAAAUACUGCCUCACGGGGCGCGACAUCAUGUGCUACAACCGCGACAUCUACGGCGCCGCGGGCUUCAGCAACGGCACUUUCGCGACCUACUACAUCGCCAAGGAAGGCUACGUGUAUGCCAUCCCGGCCUCGAUUCCUUCGGAGCACGCGGCGCCCUUGCAGUGCGCGGGGGCCACCGUCUACUCGGCCCUCAAGACCUACUACAGCACGGGCAUGCGCGUCGGCGUGCUGGGCAUCGGCGGCCUGGGCCACCUGGCGAUCCAGUUCGCGGCCAAGAUGGGCGCCGCGACCACCGUCUUUUCCACCAGCCCGGACAAGGAGAAGGAGGCGCGCGGGUUUGGCGCCUCCGAGUUUGUCGUCUUGGGCCAUGAGGACAAGUUGAGCGCGCCCGUGGACGUGCUGCUGAUUACCGCGCACAAGGCGCCGGAUUGGUCUACGUUCAUGAGCGAAAAGGUCGUCGCGAGAGGCGCUCCGAUCGUGGUCCUGGGCGCAAUCGGCAUGAGCCUGGAGUUACCAUUCAUCCCCUACUUCUUCAACUGCUACAACCUGGUGACCAACCUGGUCGCGUCGCGGGCCACGCACGCCGAGAUGCUCGCCUUCGCCGCCAACCACGGCAUCGCGCCGCUGAUCGAGGAGUUUCCCAUGGACGAGGCGGGGGCCGCCGACGCGAUCGCGAAGUUGCAGCAGGGUAAGGUCCGGUAUAGGGCUGUCUUGAAGGCCUGA
Molecule: messenger RNA, 987 nt
Organism: Fonsecaea multimorphosa CBS 102226
Lineage: Eukaryota; Fungi; Ascomycota; Eurotiomycetes; Chaetothyriales; Herpotrichiellaceae
Exons: 4
Coding region: 1-987 (328 amino acids)
Biological process (GO): alcohol metabolic process
Molecular function (GO): alcohol dehydrogenase (NADP+) activity; zinc ion binding
Source: RefSeq, a predicted model, not a curated record